UUUACGUGUUGACUGUCGUGAAAUGUCGCGAUCUUACACUGCUGGCCCUGCUCUGCUAACUGAAGCGUGGGAUAGUCGUAACAGUAUGAGACAGAGUUGAGUUGUAUUUAGAGUUUUUCUUGGUUACCUUUCCUGACGUGGUACACCAAUUUCGUAUAAGCAUUGACACAUUUGAAGAAGGCUGAAACCGUGACAAGCAAGAAUGUUUAAAAAAUUUGAUGAGAAAGAAAAUGUGUCUAACUGCAUCCAGCUGAAAACGUCUGUGAUCAAAGGCAUCAAAAACCAGCUGUUGGAACAGUUCCCCGACAUCGAGUCAUGGCUCAAUCAAAUAAUGCCCAAAAAGGACCCUGUCAAAAUAGUGAGAUGCCACGAGCACAUUGAAAUCCUGACAGUAAACGGCGAGCUGCUUUUCUUCAGACAAAGAGAGGGGCCCUUCUACCCCACGCUCAGGCUGCUGCAUAAAUAUCCUUUCAUCCUCCCACACCAGCAAGUAGACAAAGGGGCCAUAAAAUUUGUCCUGAGCGGUGCAAACAUCAUGUGUCCCGGGCUGACGUCACCGGGCGCCAAACUCUACCCCGCCAAGGCCGACACAGUCGUCUGGACGCAGGCCAUUAUGGCAGAGGGGAAACAGCAUGCACUUUGUGUGGGCGUCAUGAAGAUGUCAGCAGACAGCAUAGAAAAAGUCAACAAGGGAAUCGGAAUCGAGAACGUGCACUAUCUGAACGACGGCCUGUGGCACAUGAGGACGUAUAAAUGAUGACGUCAGCACCUGUUACACCCGAGAUGAUGCGUGGAGCUCUGGAGCUGCCAGUCAACUGUUUACAGACAUAGCUGUGUAACCUGCUGGAGGCUUUAAAUCGACCAUCAUGAUGCACAAAUAAAGACAAGAUCUUGCUUUAAA
Molecule: messenger RNA, 901 nt
Organism: Menidia menidia (Atlantic silverside)
Lineage: Eukaryota; Metazoa; Chordata; Actinopteri; Atheriniformes; Atherinopsidae
Source: the annotation of a GenBank genome assembly